This is a messenger RNA of Camellia sinensis, 1327 nucleotides long. It is a transcript of the gene RSR4, whose product is annotated as Aldolase-type TIM barrel family protein. Gene Ontology annotation, molecular function: amine-lyase activity. Gene Ontology annotation, biological process: pyridoxal 5'-phosphate biosynthetic process; pyridoxine biosynthetic process; amino acid metabolic process. NCBI's taxonomy places the organism in Eukaryota, Viridiplantae, Streptophyta, Magnoliopsida, Ericales, Theaceae. The record is from RefSeq and is a predicted model, not a curated record.
CUUGGCAGGAGCCAUUCAAACGCCACUCUUAUUUAUAUCACUCAUUCCCCCACACCAUUCGCUAUCCCCAUCUCUCUCUCUCUCUGUAAAAAUGGCCGGAACCGGAGUAGUAGCAGUGUACGGAAACGGCGCAAUAACAGAAGCAAAGAAAUCCACUUUCUCCGUUAAAGUCGGCCUCGCCCAAAUGCUCCGAGGCGGCGUCAUCAUGGACGUCGUUAACGCCGACCAAGCCAGAAUCGCCGAGGAAGCCGGCGCCUGCGCCGUCAUGGCGCUCGAGCGAGUCCCGGCCGACAUCCGAGCCCAAGGCGGCGUGGCUCGGAUGAGCGACCCUCAGCUGAUCAAAGAGAUCAAGAACGCCGUCACGAUUCCCGUCAUGGCCAAGGCUCGGAUCGGCCACUUCGUCGAGGCUCAAAUUCUGGAAGCGAUUGGAAUCGAUUAUGUUGAUGAGAGCGAGGUCUUGACUCUCGCUGAUGAUGAGAACCAUAUCAACAAGCAUAAUUUUCGAAUUCCUUUUGUAUGCGGAUGCCGGAAUCUCGGUGAAGCCCUCCGGCGGAUUCGCGAAGGGGCCGCGAUGAUUCGCACCAAAGGGGAAGCAGGUACUGGAAAUAUAAUUGAGGCGGUGAGGCAUGUGAGGUCAGUGAUGGGGGAUAUUAGGGUUUUGCGGAACAUGGAUGAUGAUGAGGUUUUCACCUUCGCUAAAAAGAUUGCUGCACCAUACGAUUUGGUAAUGCAGACGAAACAGCUAGGGCGGCUUCCCGUUGUGCAUUUUGCUGCUGGUGGUGUCGCGACGCCAGCAGAUGCGGCUUUGAUGAUGCAAUUGGGGUGUGAUGGAGUGUUUGUGGGGUCUGGGGUGUUCAAGAGCGGUGACCCGGCUAGGAGAGCUCGAGCGAUUGUGCAGGCUGUCACGCAUUAUAGCGAUCCGGAGGUGCUUGCUGAGGUGAGCUGUGGUUUGGGUGAGGCUAUGGUGGGUCUGAAUCUGGAUAAGAAUGUGGAGAGGUACGCAAACCGGUCUGAGUAGUGGAAAUUGAUGCGGAUUGCUUGGAGGUGAGGGUAAUUGAAAGCUCUUGUUUUUUCAAAAAAACAUAAGACCUUUGAUAGUAUAUGCUAGUCCACUCUAUUGGAAGUGUGUUUCCAAUGAGUUAUUUAGGUUUUUUUUAGGUCAUCUCAUGCUGUAGAGAGUCAAUGUUGUGAUGAAAUUAGUUUGUUUCAAUGUUAUGUUGAAAGUAGUUUGUUUUAUGUCAUAUUAUGGUUCAAUGCAAUUGGAGAAUUUGUUACAUUCAUUAAGCUUUGGCUUCUCAAUAAGCACAAAUUAUACUCAAUUGAAGAA